This is a messenger RNA of Cantharellus anzutake, 1029 nucleotides long. RefSeq lists its product as uncharacterized. The transcript has 8 exons. Gene Ontology annotation, molecular function: GTP binding; GTPase activity. Lineage: Eukaryota; Fungi; Basidiomycota; Agaricomycetes; Cantharellales; Hydnaceae. The record is from RefSeq and is a predicted model, not a curated record. Bases 1 to 1029 code for a protein of 342 amino acids.
AUGAACACUCCUGAAUACGACUACCUGUUCAAGCUCUUACUCAUUGGCGACUCGGGCGUCGGAAAGUCUUGUCUACUGCUCCGCUUUGCAGACGACACAUAUACCGAGAGCUACAUCUCUACCAUUGGCGUCGACUUUAAGAUUCGCACCAUAGAACUGGAAGGGAAGACUGUCAAGCUGCAAAUUUGGGACACAGCAGGUCAAGAACGCUUCCGAACCAUCACGUCAUCGUAUUACCGCGGUGCACACGGGAUUAUUGUUGUGUAUGAUGUGACGGACAAUGACACAUUCACAAACGUCAAGCAGUGGCUCCAGGAAAUUGAUCGAUAUGCGUCUGAAGGAGUGAACAAGCUCCUGGUUGGAAACAAGUCGGAUUUGACGAGCAAAAAGGUUGUGGAAUACACCGUUGCUAAGGAAUUCGCCGACCAGUUGACCAUUCCUUUCCUUGAAACCUCGGCGAAGAAUGCAACUAACGUGGAGCAAGCCUUCUUGACUAUGGCUAAGCAAAUCAAGGACCGUACUUUAGUUAUGGCCUCACCAACACACACCAUUGAGGCCGCAGUCUCAAAUCCAGAAGAUACUACUUACCAUCCUAAGGCUACCGUUGAAACGGCAGCGACCGCCGGACUCAAAGGAGCGGGGGUAGGACUGCUCGUCAGUGCUGUGCAGAAUGCCCUCGAUUCACACAAUCGCGGGGCUGCAGGCGUUUUCACUCGUACUGGUGGAACGAUAGGGUUUUUUGCUGGAAUGGGAGCCGUUUUCGCCUUCACUGACUCAUAUACUGCAAACGUGCGGCAGGUUGACGACCCAUUAAAUGGUGUUGCUGGUGGUUGUGCCGCCGGAUUCCUUGCUGGGAUACGAGGUUCAUGUGCUUUUCUUGGGGCUACUAUCGGGGCACUAGAUGUCAAUGGUGGAAAACUAUCAGGUGAUGGACGGGAUGCUGAUUCCAAGGAGGCAAGAGAAAAGCGGCGACAAACAUUUUUCAAGCAACCACGGAGUCCCGCCGAACCUGUAACGACAUCUGAGUAG